AUUGUUCCCAUGUCUCUUUAGAGAACUAACGGUGGCUGUCUCCCCUUGUAAUUGUGUUUUAGGUCACUGGCCCUGUUCCAAUCAGAGAUCCUUCUGUGAGAGCAGACAGAAGGAAUAUGACUUCUUCACCAUACCUGGCUGCCAGCCCAAUGGAGAACCCAGUUCUGUUUAAUGAUAUCAAGAUUGAGCCCCCAGAAGAGCUCCUGGAGAGUGAUUUCAACAUGCCCCAAGUGGAACCAGUUGAUCUCUCCUUUCACAAACCGAAGGCUCCGCUCCAGCCUGCUAGCAUGCUGCAAGCUCCAAUCCGCCUUCCCAAGCCACCGACUGCACCUCAAGCCGUUAUGGUGCCUACUUCAGCUGAUGCAGUCACUUCAGCAGCCAUUCCUGCUGUUCUCUCUCCGGGCUCUAUCCUAGCCUCCUCUCAGGGGACCGGUGGCCAGCCGAUUUUACAUGUGAUCCACACCAUCCCCUCAGUCAGUUUGCCAAGUAAGAUGAGCGGACUAAAGACAAUUCCACUGGUGGUUCAGUCUUUGCCGAUGGUCUAUACCAGUUUGCCUGCAGAUGGGAGCCCUGCAGCCAUUACUGUCCCACUCAUUGGGGGAGAUGGCAAAAGUGCUGGAUCAGUCAAAGUUGACCCUGCCUCCAUGUGUCCUCUGGAGUUUCCAAGUGAUAGUGAUGAGAGUGCAAUUGAAAGUGGUUCUUCAGCCUUACAGAGUCUCCAGGGAUUUCAUCAUGAACCAGCGACAAUGGCCCACAUGCAGGGAGAAGAGUCUCUUGACUUAAAGAGAAGACGGAUUCAUCAGUGUGACUUUGCAGGAUGCAGCAAAGUGUACACCAAAAGCUCUCACCUGAAAGCUCACCGCAGAAUCCAUACAGGAGAGAAGCCUUACAAGUGUACCUGGGACGGCUGUUCCUGGAAAUUUGCUCGCUCGGAUGAGCUUACUCGCCAUUUCCAUAAGCACAAGGGCAUCAAGCAGUUCCGGUGCACAGACUGCAAUCGCAGUUUUUCUCGAUCUGACCACUUGUCCCUCCACCGCUGGCAUCAUGACACCAUGUGAAUAUCACGGCCACAGCAGACAUGCUGCAAUGGCCUCCUGAGUGUGUGCUGAAGUUGUAACUACGUUUGCCUCUUUGACUACAACUUGCCCCUGUGAUUGGGGUUCGAACAGCCUACUGAGCCAGGUUAAUGAGACUGGAAAACAAGUUAGCUGGUCUCCCAUGCGACUCUUCAUAUUCCCCUUUCACCUCUCCACUCUUCAGACUUCAGUUUUUGCAACCUCUUCCUGGGUUGAAUUCAGUGUGGCGCCCAUGGCUGCCCUCCCUGAUCCCUCAUGCUACAUUGUAGACAUUUUUCCUACAAUAACAAACAAAACAGGAAUCAAACUAAAGGCUGUGAACAAACAUCUGCUGCUCCCCCCACCCCAGUUUUCUCUUGUUUUCUAAAGAUUUUAUUCAUGUGUGUAUAUAUAUAUACAUAUGUGUGUAUGUAUAUAUAUACUGUAACCAGUACUUAGUGUCACUUAGCAAUGUCCUAAAAUGAGGGUUUUUUUUCAAAGUUGUAGCUUCAAGGAGCAUAACAGUAGAGUUGGUUGAUCAAAUUUACAUAGAAUUGAGUCUGAGAUACAGAGUCUCAUGCUACCCUGAAGGUUUUGUAGAUCCAGUUUUACUUGUUCUUAACAGUUUGGUUUACAGGCAGUGCCAGCCCUCCUUUUGAAGUUCAUCAAAAGCAAUGAAGGGAUUCCUUGACCUCCUUUUCCUCCUCAUGCUCCUUUAGCAUGAAAGGUUUUAUGGCACAAUUCCAUUCUUUUUAGGUUAAGUUUGGACAAAUAUUCAAAGCACAGAAAGAUAGAUCAGUAGGGAGAAGUAUUCUAGGAAAAUAUGUGGGCAGUGACAGGCAAGAGCAGACCUGGGAGCACCCUGUGAACAAUGACUUGGAUAAGGUGUUAGAACUGCUGUUAAUCCCAAACCUCAUUCCGAGGGCAGCCUGUUGAAACAGCACUUUUGAUGGGCUACACUGUACUGUUUAUUCUUUUGUUUACAUAAAGCAACCAUUCAGCGUAUUACCUGAUGAGAAAUUGCACACUGAGCACGUUAUAGAGAGGUGAGGGAUUGCACUAAAGGAAUUUUGUUUACUUCAUGCCAUUUUGGGCAUUUGUUUUUCUGUUUCUAAUGGGAUGGAAAAGGUUUUCUUUUUGACACUGACAUAUAGAAAGCAUUUUUUGAUGUUUUACAACUGCUAUUAAUACCCAAGCCAUUUAUUUUAUUUAGACAUAACAACAGGAUGCAUAAUAUACAUUUGGUUGCCCAAUCAGACUGUUCAUAAUAUUCUCUGGGGCAUAAAACCUUUUGUUCCUGGCCCUGGACCUCAUAUCUACCUCCUCGUGGCAUAUUUCCUCUCCUGGGGAAAAAGGAGAGGGGCUUUGUAUUAGUAGGAUUGGACGCAGCCUCUUGCCUAAAGGUUUUCUUCAUAUGAAACCUUUAUUUCUUGGCAGAUAUUCAAAAUGUUCUGGCUUGAACACUUUAGGUUACUACCUCCUGUGGCUGUACUUUCUAACUAAAACCUAGAAUUCUACCAUCUAGAAGGGGUCCUGUCUACUUCUACCCAUCCCUCACAUUUUACAGACGAGGCAAAUACGGGUCAGAUUCUUUCUCCAGAUAAUUCCUUGAGGCCUUAUAGACCUGUAUACUCCUUCUCCCAGGGAUCACACUAGUAAACCAAAUUAAAGAAAAAAAAGUUAUGUGAUUGGUUGCAAUAUUUGUCCAAUUUUAUGUUACACUUCAGAAAACUUUAAGUCACUUAAAAUUUCAUAUAUAUUUGGUGACAAAGUAAGUAGGGCGUGCUUAUGGUCAUGGCCACUUAACACCAGGAACACAGUGUUUCAAGUCGCACUUUUUGAUAAUUCUAGAUUUGUUUUAAUUUACCUUAAUUCAAGUUUAAAUGUCUUUCCAGAGCAUAAAUUAUCCAUAAGUUAAGGCCUACUUGUACUUUUCAACAUGGCAUGUAGGUUUUAUUAUUACCACUUUGGUAAGGGAUUUGUCCUGACUCUGGGUGUACAAGUUCCAGGCUGUAUACUAAUUACUAAGCACUAAUCAAUAUCUAGGGCUAGUCUACUAAUGGGGACCACAAUGUAAGACAAAUUGAUAAAUGUAUAUUACUACCAUACAUGAGAUUAAGCUUGUAAUUGAGUAGUUGGAACAAUAUUCUAGAACAGAGUUCCAAAGGGUUAUGUACUUCUGUUCCACUUUGGAUCCUAAAUUUGUUUUCCAAAGAUUGGAGUUGGCAUGUGCCCCUUAGACUUCAGGAUAUUGAGACAUAUGUUUAUUAAUGAGCACUAUGUAAUUAUAGUACUCAUAAGGGUGAUCAAAUGAGGAUCCCAGGUACUGAUGUUCCUAGCAUCUCUGAGCCUUUAUUCAAGUUGUUUCUGCAGAGUCAUAAUAGACUUUUUAAAUGCUUUGUCCAUUGUUUUUAGCCAAGAACCAAUUCUAACCACAUCUUCUUUGCUCUUUUUGUCCCCAAAUGGCAAAAAACUUUCCAGUUACAAACAUAAUCUUUACAAAUGUGUCAUGAUUAAGAGAACUUCACAGAGUAAAUUAACAAAAACACAGUACAGUGCAGAAUUAUUGCACCAAAAAGCACAUAAAUUUGCUAGAUAGUGGAAUUCAAAGGAAACCAUUGCAUCUCUCUUGGCUAACAUCUGAGGUUUAAGUGUAAUGGGCUUACAACAGCCAAAGACUGUUAGGAUGACAUUUGCCUAGGAUAUGGAAAUUUUGUCAGGAUGGAUAAUAUUCAGGAGUUUAUUGUGGUGAAGUUUCUCCUGUAGACAUCUGGCAGCUGAA
Messenger RNA from Mastomys coucha (southern multimammate mouse), 3837 nucleotides. It is a transcript of the gene Klf8, whose product is annotated as Kruppel like factor 8. Bases 117 to 1058 code for a protein of 313 amino acids. Lineage: Eukaryota; Metazoa; Chordata; Mammalia; Rodentia; Muridae. The record is from RefSeq and is a predicted model, not a curated record. The transcript has 4 exons. Gene Ontology annotation, molecular function: RNA polymerase II cis-regulatory region sequence-specific DNA binding; DNA-binding transcription factor activity, RNA polymerase II-specific. Gene Ontology annotation, biological process: regulation of transcription by RNA polymerase II.